This is a messenger RNA of Strongylus vulgaris, 258 nucleotides long. The record is from the annotation of a GenBank genome assembly. Lineage: Eukaryota; Metazoa; Nematoda; Chromadorea; Rhabditida; Strongylidae.
UGUGUUGUCACGAUGGCUACCGUAGGUUAUGGUGAUCUAGUGCCGGGUACGGUAGCUGGAAAACUAGUCGGCAGUGGGGCUAUAGUGUGUGGAGUGAUGGUACUAGCGCUACCUAUCACCAUCAUGGUAGUUCAGUUUGAUCGUGCCUUAUCGAUGGUCUGUCAACAACACACUACGCUGCCAUUGCUUAGUUCACAAUCUCAAAAACAAAUUACGCAAUCUCGAACUACUCAUCCGAUCCUCCCAUCUUCUUAUUAG